Molecule: messenger RNA, 1829 nt
Organism: Vitis vinifera (wine grape)
Lineage: Eukaryota; Viridiplantae; Streptophyta; Magnoliopsida; Vitales; Vitaceae
Product: protein LURP-one-related 8
Exons: 2
Coding region: 439-1041 (200 amino acids)
Source: RefSeq, a predicted model, not a curated record
AUUGGAUCCUCCCUACUCAAAAUAUUCGUCCAAAUGAAUUUGCUACCAUGUCAAAGCAAUGAACAAAGAAAUUAUCUAUUCCACUGGGGCGGACAGGUGUCAGAUGUCAGAUGUCAGGAGCCACAUCCACCACCGCAGAAUGGCUGGGAGCCACGAGUUUUAUCGUUGUUUUUUCAUUACGGCAUCAAUUAUUAAGAUAUUCAAGCAGUCGACGGAAUGAUAAGGAUUAAUACUUGGUAACCUCAGCCCGUCCUUACCUCUUUCUUUCCGUCCCAUCAUACGUCUGUCGAUAACGACAGACGCACGCGUUCCUUCCUGUCCUCAGCCUUUCUCGCUAUGAUUUAUAAAUGUUGCUUUGUGCUUGUUAAGUCUUACAGCAACCACUUUCUUCCAACUUGUAAACUUUGGAGAGCCUCACAUUGGAUUAGGUGAGUGGCGAUGACAAAGGUGUAUCCCAAUGCCACUGCAGCGAGUUCCGGAUCGGAGGGAGUGAAGCUGUGCAUCGGCGGAGGAGACCCGGCGGUUCUGACAGUAUGGAAGAAGUCGCUGCUGUUCAACUGCAGUGGCUUCACGGUGUUCGACGGGAAGGGGAAUUUGGUUUUUAGGGUGGACAAUUAUGUUGCGGGAAAUAAGGGCGAGAUCGUCCUCAUGGACGCCUCCGGCAAGCCUCUUCUCACCAUCCGCCGCAAGAGGCUGAGUUUGGGCGAUAAUUGGCUGGUGUACGAUGGAGAAACUGCGGCGAAUCCGCGGUUUCAGAUGAGGAAGCAUCUGAAUCUGCUGAGCUCGAAGUCGCUGGCACGAGUGAGUGGAGGCAGCAGCAGCAGCAUGAGGAAGGCGAUGUACGAGAUCGAAGGGUCGUACUCGCAGCGGUGCUGCGCAGUGUACGACGAGAGGCGGAGGUGCGUGGCGGAGAUAAAGCGGAAAGAGGCGAUGGCGGGAGUGGCUCUAGGUGUGGACGUGUUCCGCCUCAUUGUGCAGCCGGAGAUGGAUACGCCGGUGGCUAUGGCGCUUGUGAUCUUGCUUGAUCAAAUGUUCAGAUAAUCAAAACGCUUCUCCGUCUGAUUCUUCAUCCUCCAUCGCUUCUUUCAACACAUACGAACAUAGACCAUGGAUCAUUGAAUUGGUCCAAAAACGAAUACCAUGCCGGAUGAUCUACCUCUUCCCCUAUCACACCAAACACCUUGAUUUUGUAUAUUUUACUUCAAAUGAAUUAAGUAAAACAACUCAACGUGAGGCAGUGAUGGAUGUGAAGCAGUGGCCUCAGCUCACCUCAUGCUAGUGAACUUUCCCCAACCUUCUUCCCCCUGGGUGGGGUGAUUUUGAGUGUUUGAGCUUGGUCUUUUUCGUUUUUAUAUAAAAGGAAAUCCUUAGUGGGACAGAAAAGGAAGAUGAAAGGGCUCUCUUUGAAGCCUGAUUCAUUUAGUUCCAGUGGUCAAAACAGCUGGCUAAGGGCAUAAGACCUGUGUUUUCAUGAACCUUGAGUCAGAGAAGCGCAGUUGCAGUAGCUAGUCUUCAGCCAGCGAUAAAGCAAGGAUCCCCCACUUUAGAGGUAGCGAAUGAACGCUCAAUGCCCUCGACGGAAGAUAAGGUAGCAGUUCACUAGGUUCGCCCAAUAGGGACAGGGAAAGGGGUGUACCAUGUAUAUAUUGAAGUUACGCCGGGAAAAGGGAAAAACCAAGAAACAUAUGGUGUGUUUGGCCAUUGUUUUCGAGAGCAGUUUUGUAUUCUUCGUGAUAAAAAAAAUAAGGAAUACAACACUUUGAUAACCAAAAACUAUUUUUUGUUUUAUAUUUUUUUAUUAUUAAGAAUAGAAACAAGGUGUUUUGAGA